This is a messenger RNA of Drosophila sulfurigaster albostrigata, 1904 nucleotides long. RefSeq names its product transient receptor potential cation channel protein painless-like. Gene Ontology annotation, molecular function: protein binding. The record is from RefSeq and is a predicted model, not a curated record. Bases 15 to 1904 code for a protein of 629 amino acids. NCBI's taxonomy places the organism in Eukaryota, Metazoa, Arthropoda, Insecta, Diptera, Drosophilidae. The transcript has 3 exons.
AGAAAGAACUAGCAAUGGCGAAGGGCGAAGUCGAUGCUCAGCAAGAGCUAAAGGAUGCAUUUGAAGCUAGAGAUUUGGUUGGAUUUAAACGUGCCAUUAGACAUGGUGCUCAGCCCAACCUCAGCUCAAAAAGGGAUGAGGACAAUCAAAUGAGUAUCUUUGAGAAGGCCCUAUCAACAUCAGGUUGUCCUAGAUUUAUAAAAGCGUGUCUCGAUGCUGGCUGCGAUCCCAAUUACGUUAAUCCGAAGCUUAAAAAAGCUGCCAUCCACUAUGCAAUCGAUUCAGGAAUCGGUUCAGGAAGCUAUUAUAAUGCGUCCAAUCUUGAAGUGCUGGUGGAUCAACCCAACUACAAAGUAGAUCUUGAUUACAUGUACGAGGGGGAAACAGCAUUAAGUAGAUUAAUCAAAAGUCUGGAAGAAAAGAAUUCUCCUGAGUGCUGUUACGCCAUUCGAUUGUUAUUAAGCAGAGGUGCUUCACCUAACAUUGCCGAUUCUGAUGGCAAAACUCCCAUGCAACAAGUGCUACUCAACAAAAAUAUCUCACAAUCUACACGAGUAGGUUUGAUCUCAGCGUUUGUACAGGCACCCCAACUCAGACGAUCGGAUCAUUUCAAAGGAGUCGAUUUUCUUUUGAAAAGCGGUUAUCUCAACGGUGACCAGCUCUACGUUUCCCUAUUGCCUGCUCUACUCGGGCAGCCUGCUUCGCCAAUGCUCGACACUCUGGCGCAAUACCAAAACACCAUAGUAAACUGGGAUAAUAAGAAAAUGUUACAAGUUUUGCUUAUGCAGCUCAUUACAAGGCCUUCUGAGAAUGCACUCAAAGCAGUGCUUGCCACCCUGGAAAAGAAUUCGCCUGAGGAAAAUGAGUAUGUUGUGAAAGUGGCUGUCGAAACUGGUAGCUGGGCAACUGUUCUUAAAUUGCUUAAGAGCGUAUAUCUCAAGCUAGUGCCCAAGGGCACGCUUCUAAAAACUAUGAUUAUGCAGGUGCAAUUGAAACCGCUGGACAAUUACCUGCAGUGCCACGAAUACCAGGAAUGUUUGCUGCAAUUGUUUAAGGAUCGGCGGUAUAUAUAUAUCAUCAAUGACUUCGAUGAUGAGCACAAAACGCCUCUGCAUUAUGCGGUGCUCUGUCGCAAUGAGAUUGCCAUAAGAGUGCUCUUGAGGGAGGGCGCCAGAUUGGGAGUGCUCAAUGACAAGAAUCGCUUGUUGAUCGAGGAUAUCGAUGCCAAGCUUCUGGAGGAGCAUUUCGAUUACUGCAUCACUGGGCGAGGCGAGAAGACCAGCCACGAUGGUUACGAAAUUAUAAUGAACUGUCUGAAUAUGACCAACGAGAACAACGAACUCGAUAUUGCUCCCAUUGCCUGCAUGGCCCGGUCGAAGGAGCUGUGUCCACUGUUGGAGCAUCCGUUGAUCACCUGCUUUUUGCAGCUGAAGUGGCGUCGACUCUCCACCAUUUUCUUCACCAACUUUACCAUAUAUAUAAUCUUAUAUUUGUUAUUUUUUAUCCAUUUUUUCUUGCGUGGUCCUGAUCUUGAUAACAACGAGAUUCCUAUACGGAUAGUGAUGCUUCUGUUCAGAGUGAUGACUGGCUAUGUUCUUAUUGUGGAACUCAUUUCUUUUAUGAUAGUCAAACAUUGGGGCAGUUUAAUCGAUUUUUUUAUAAUUCUUAUGCUUAUCCUCACAAACAUCGAGUGUGAAUAUGGCAUCCAAAGGAUUAUUACCGUCUUCGCCAUCAUGCUGAUGUCCACCAAACUGAUUGAUCUUAUUAAUGCCCUACCUAUGCGUGCCAAAUCAACGCCCAUGCUCAUGCUGCGCCAGAUGCUCUACAAAUUCAGCGAAUUCUACGGAUUCAGCCAAUACUAUGGAUUCAGCGAACUUAACCGGUUCAGCGAACUCAACAGAUAA